Molecule: messenger RNA, 2940 nt
Organism: Mytilinidion resinicola
Lineage: Eukaryota; Fungi; Ascomycota; Dothideomycetes; Mytilinidiales; Mytilinidiaceae
Exons: 2
Coding region: 102-2504 (800 amino acids)
Source: RefSeq, a predicted model, not a curated record
CUUUCACCCGCCCUAUGCUUUCCUAACACCCGAAGCCCAAGACAUGAAUAGUCCUACAUUCGCAGCACGCUCCGCUAUUCCGCUGGUACGCUUCCGCAGCCAUGGAGGUGCCCUCGACCCCGCCCGACGAGACACGCAUACAGCACAUUCCUCAGUGUUGCUGCGGUAGAACCGACUGUCCCUUCUUAGCCCAUACCGGCACGCUUCUCGAAGGACUCGAGCGCGAUGUCUCGACUGCUGCCCAGCUCGGCCAGGCCUUGCUGGUGCGACAUGAGGCCUACAUACUCGACUCUGAACAGGAGCGCCUGCGCAUGACGGCCACGAUCGAGGCGCUCGAGCAGGAUAAGCGCGAUCUUGAGGCUAAGAAUCUGAAGGCAGCUGAGGAGAACCGCGACCUGUUAGAGCAGUUGGGCGACCUGAACGAGGCGGUAUCGGAGUCGAAUGCGCAGGUCAAGAACUUGGAAGUUACCCUGGAAGCCACCCAGGCGGAGUUGGCGCGCGUCUCUAUUCUGGCUGCGCGGACGGAAGCUUUGGAGAAAGAGUUGGCGCUUCUGGAGACAGAGCAGGGGCAGCUACACGAGACGCUCAUCAACACACAAGAGGACGAGAAAUCGGCAGUGCAGCGCUGGAGGACGGCCGAGAGGAUGAUAUUCAGCCUACAGGACCAGAUCGAUCGGAUUGAAAAGGAAUCAAGGGAAGAGAGGGAGCGGCAUGUCGAAGUCGUCGGGCGCAUGGAGAGGCGACGAGCUGUGGAAAAGGAACUGCAGAAUGCUGCCGGAAGAUUGAAAGGAGCCGCCGCGGCUAAAACGACUGGAAGCAACGUAGUUUCGCAUUUCGUCAAGGAUAUCCUCCAGGACAAUGCAAAUCUACAGAUGGGGAUUGUGGAGCUGAGGGAGAUGCUGCUAAGCUCGAAUGAAGAAGUGGAACGACUCAGAGAGCAGCUCCAAUUUCACCAGCCCAUAUCUCCCAAUCAAAGCUAUGCUAGUACGCCUACGCUUCAGAAGGAACUAGGCUUCGAACCACCCGUCAGCCAGCCAGCCGGUAGCCAGCCAGUCGUCAAUCAAGAGCUCCAUGUCCACCACCACUAUCACGCUCCUGCACAGCCAAAGGAAGAACCCUCGAAAGCAAGAACGCAGGCACCUCGUCGUGUCAAGAAGAAAGGUCGAAAUGUUAUCACUUCUGGACACUUUACCCCUCCUUCGCAUUCCCGAAACGGCUCUAUGUCCAAAUCGAACGGCGGACAUUAUCCGACUAAGACCGCCACUCCCGCAUCGUCUUCUGCCGCUAUCCUAUCACAGACCUCCGUCACAAUACCGAACCAAUCCCACCGCUGGUCUAUCCAUUCAAAUCAAACCACUGCAUCGACCGCGUUCUCCUCAGUACCCAACUCUCCCACUUCGAACUCCCGUAGAACGUCCUCAAUCUUCGACCGCUUUUUUAGCGAUGCUGCAUUUGACUCUUCUCGUCCUACUAGCCCGGAAAGCAACGAACCGGGAUCUCCCAUGUUCCCGCCGUCUAAUGGCCCGCAUGAGUUUACUGGCAAGCUUGACACUGCCUUAUACAAGCAUUCUCGGAGAGGCUCCAACAGCCUGAAACCACCGUUGCUCGGUGGGCUCCGUAGCGCUUCUAUGCCGAAUACCGUCCAGAGCAAGUCGACACUAGUUUCUGCCACAGUUACAGAACUGAAUUCGGACGACCGCCACUCGGAGGCCCCAGUUGAUAUCGAAGAUAUGUAUCUCUCGCCUUCGGGUCAUCCUACAAUACCCGAGGAAAAUGAAGAUGCGUCAGACGCCCACUCCCUGUCCACUGAAACACCUUCAACCGACAUUAGCACCGAGGACAUUUAUGCGAACAUGCAGUCUCGCCCUAGCUUACGACGUCACACAUCUCACGAAAGCAUGAUUUCCGUUUCUGGAAUGGACAUCCACACCCUCCGCUCCCAUCCUUCGCAACUCCUCCUGCCAAACAGUCCUCGCUUCGCUUCGCCUUCUACCUCCAUCACCUCCAGCAAGCCUGUGUUGAGUGCAAUGACCGCAACAGCAACAAGAGCUACCAUGUCUCGUCAAGGUCUGGACAGUCACACCUUCAACCGGUCACUCCUGUACGGCACAGCGGCAGACCAGCGCGGCAGCUUGCGAGCUAAGCCGAGCAAGGAGACACUCGGCAAGAGAAUGGGCGGCUGGGUAUUCGGGAAGUGGGGAUCCACGCCCGCGACUUCUUCUCUGCCCUCAUCGCGCGACCCUUCGACGCCAACCACCAAAGCAACUGUCCCAGACGCUAAAGACACGUCAAGACCAACCUCCCUAGAAGAAACAAAGCCAUCAACCACAGCUCAGACACCCAAACCGCCAGCCGACCCAAUACCCAUAAAUCUUCGACCACCUGGGAUCAACCAGUCAGGCCCACUUCUGGGCUUCUUCUCUCCCGCACAAGCGACACCAGUGAGAGUCGUGGUCACGAAUAUAGAUGAAGAGGCACUGCGAGACUCGCUGCGGGAGCAGUAGAGCUUCAGCUAGGUGCUACGUUGAUUACGAAUGCUUACGCUCAUUUCAUAUUUUCCUCACAUAUCGGUAGAGAGUGAUUUCCUUUGUCAAUUUGCAUUGCAUAGCUUACUAUAAUUUUGGUUUGGCGUUUGGAGGUCUCUACAGAUCAGAUUGGUUGCAUUACUCCCCUUGGAUGAAGGAAGGGUGAGAUUGGGUACGCAGGAUUUGGAAUUUGAAUGGCGCGCGAUAUACCCUUUUUCUGAGAUUGGUUCCGGACAUCGUGUCCCUUUUUAGGAGGACAUUGAGCCGAGGUGGAGAGCGAUAGUACCGACACGGUUGAAUGUCUGAAUAGCCGUCACAGUGACGAAGUUGAAUUAAAUAUUGAUCUAAAUUACUUCUUGCCCGGAUUGGCGAAGAUGUGUACGGGAUGAAGAUUACGACCAAUGCUAGACUGUUC